This is a messenger RNA of Tupaia belangeri chinensis (Chinese tree shrew), 2673 nucleotides long. RefSeq names its product gamma-glutamyl carboxylase (gene GGCX). The record is from RefSeq and is a predicted model, not a curated record. Gene Ontology annotation, molecular function: vitamin binding; gamma-glutamyl carboxylase activity. The transcript has 15 exons. Lineage: Eukaryota; Metazoa; Chordata; Mammalia; Scandentia; Tupaiidae. Gene Ontology annotation, biological process: peptidyl-glutamic acid carboxylation. Bases 84 to 2357 code for a protein of 757 amino acids.
GGAGGCGGAGCCUAGAGGGCCACACCCUCCGGGCACCCGGGGUUCCGACGGGUGUGCUGUGACCCACCUACCUCGGCAGAGCCAUGGCGGCGUCUGCCGGGUCCGCGCGGGCUUCGCCCAGCUCAGGUAAAGUACACAAAGAUAAGGCUGGACAGACCUCAGGGUCCAGGCAGGGCAGCCGAAUGGGGAAACUCCUAGGUUUUGAAUGGACAGAUUUGUCCAGUUGGCGGAGGCUGGUGACCCUGCUAAAUCGACCAACAGAUCCUGCCAGCCUGGCUGUCUUUCGUUUUGCCUUUGGGUUCUUGAUGGUGCUGGACAUUCCACAGGAGCGGGGGCUCAGCUCCCUGGACCGGAGAUACUUGGAUGGGCUGGACGUGUGCCGCUUCCCCUUGCUGGAUGCCUUGCGCCCACUGCCCCUUGACUGGAUGUAUCUUGUCUACACCAUCAUGUUUCUGGGGGCACUGGGCAUGAUGCUGGGCCUUUGCUACCGGAUAAGCUGUGUGUUAUCCCUGCUGCCGUACUGGUAUGUGUUUCUGCUGGACAAGACGUCAUGGAACAACCACUCCUAUCUGUACGGUUUGCUGGCCUUUCAGCUGACAUUCACGGAUGCAAACCACUACUGGUCUGUGGACGGCCUGCUGAGUGCUCGCAGGAGGAACGCCCACGUGCCCCUCUGGAACUACACAGUGCUGCGUGGCCAGAUCUUCAUCGUGUACUUCAUUGCGGGUGUGAAAAAGCUGGAUGCAGACUGGGUUGAAGGCUACUCCAUGGAAUACCUGUCCCGGCACUGGCUCUUCAGUCCCUUCAAGCUUGUGCUGUCCGAGGAGCUGACCAGCCUGCUGGUGGUGCACUGGUGCGGGCUGCUGCUUGACCUCUCGGCUGGUUUCCUGCUCUUCUUUGACGCCUCCAGACCCGUCGGCUUCCUCUUCGUGUCCUACUUCCACUGCAUGAAUUCCCAGCUCUUCAGCAUUGGGAUGUUUCCCUACGUCAUGCUAGCCAGCAGCCCCCUUUUCUGCUCCCCUGAGUGGCCACGGAGGCUGGUGUCACACUGUCCUCAAAGGCUGCAGGAACUGCUCCCCCUCAAGGUUGCCCCUCAGCCCAGCACGUCCUGUGUGUAUAAGAGGGGCCGGACCAAAGGUGGCCAGAAGCCAGGGCUGCGCCAUCAGCUUGGAGCUGCCUUCACCCUGCUCUACCUCCUGGAGCAGCUCUUCCUGCCCUACUCCCAUUUCCUCACCCAGGGCUACAACAACUGGACCAAUGGGCUGUACGGCUAUUCCUGGGACAUGAUGGUCCACUCGCGCUCCCACCAGCAUGUGAAGAUCACCUACCGUGAUGGGCGCACCGGCGAGCUGGGCUACCUCAACCCUGGGGUAUUCACACAGAGCCGGCGCUGGAAGGAUCAUGCAGACAUGCUGAAGCAAUAUGCCACUUGCCUGAGCCGCCUGCUUCCCAAGUACAAUGUCACUGAGCCCCAGAUCUACUUUGAUAUUUGGGUCUCCAUCAAUGACCGCUUCCAGCAGAGGAUUUUUGACCCUCGUGUGGACAUCGUGCAGGCCACUUGGUCCCCUUUCCAGCCCACGCCCUGGCUGCAGCCACUCUUGAUGGACCUGUCUCCCUGGAGGGCCAAGUUACAGGAAAUCAGGAGUAGCCUGGACAACCACACCGAGGUGGUCUUCAUUGCAGACUUUCCUGGGCUGCACUUGGAGAAUUUUGUGAGUGAAGACCUGGGCAACACUAGCAUCCAGCUGCUGCAGGGGGAGGUGACUGUGGAGCUGGUGGCAGAACAGAGGAACCAGACUCUUCGGGAGGGAGAGAAAAUGCAGUUGCCCGCUGGUGAGUACCAUAAGGUGUACACGGUGUCGCCUAGUCCUUCUUGCUACAUGUACAUCUACGUCAACACCACAGAGCUCGCGCUGGAGCGAGACCUGGCGUACCUCCAAGAAUUAAAGGAGAAGGUGGAGAAUGGAAGUGAAACAGGGCCUCUGCCUCCAGAGCUGCAGCCUCUGUUGGAAGGGGAAGUGAAAGGGGGCCCUGAGCCAACACCUCUGGUUCAGACCUUUCUUAGACGUCAGCAAAGGCGCCAGGAGAUAGAACGCCGGAGAAACGCCCCUUUCCAUGAACGACUCCUCCGCUUCUCAUUGCGAAAGCUCUAUGUCUUCCGCCGCAGCUUCCUGAUGACUUGUAUUUCACUGCGAAAUCUGGUAUUAGGGCGACCUUCCCUGGAGCAGCUGGCCCAAGAGGUGACUUAUGCAAACUUGCGACCCUUUGAGCCAGUUGAAGAAAGUCCUUCAAACACAGAUUCUUCAAAUCCUAAUCCUCUUGAGCCACAUUCUGAUCCUAUCCACUCAGAAUUCUGAGGGGGGCCUCUUUGGUAUAGCUAUGGCAACAGUGAGUCACAGGCUCAUUACCUAUGCAGUGGACAAUAAUUUGAAAAGACUGGCUCAAAGGGCUGUGUGAAGUCAGUUGGAAUCCACAUGGCCAGCUAUGUGGUUUGAGUCCUGGACCCAGCUGCUUGAAAAACAUGCUGGGAGUGGCAUGUGCACUUGCAAGCAUGCCCAGAAUCCUGACGGAAUAGAGGGAUUGCACUAUGACCAUCUGCCCUUGGGGGUGUUUUCUCACUUUCCCUCCCUAGCAAAUUAAAAAAGAAAAAAAUUAUCUCAUUUUUAAACUUUU